Anastrepha obliqua is the source of this 2763-nucleotide messenger RNA. RefSeq names its product A-kinase anchor protein 10, mitochondrial (gene pkaap). Lineage: Eukaryota; Metazoa; Arthropoda; Insecta; Diptera; Tephritidae. Gene Ontology annotation, biological process: intracellular protein localization. Bases 134 to 2290 code for a protein of 718 amino acids. The transcript has 3 exons. The record is from RefSeq and is a predicted model, not a curated record. Gene Ontology annotation, cellular component: plasma membrane.
AAUAGCAGAAAUAGUUUGAGGAAAUUUAUGCACACAGAAGCGAUAGUAAAGAUUUCUACUUUCAAAGACAAAAGCCAUAAUUUACAAAUUUGGCAAUUAAAUGAGGUUUGAGCUGCGAUAGGAGCAUUUUGAUAUGCUGAAGUACUUUAAGAAACACAAAGGAUCCCGUAGCCGGGGAAUAUGGAAUGAUAUCCCAUUUCGAAAAUCUGAGGGUGAAACCAAUGAAGUCAGAUCAAAAGGAAACGAAUCACUACCAAGUGAAGUUGAAACCAAUCGCAGUUCCUUGCAGUCGUCUUCAAGUUUUUGUGACGAAAUUCUCUCCCAGGUAGACAUCGAUGAUGAUGCAAUUGAAGGUGGUGAUAGUUGCGGGGAAAGCUUGGGCGGCUAUAGUUUGGCAUCCGAUGAUGAUAUUUUUCGAUAUAAAUCUCGUCUGGCGAUGUCACUUUUGUCAAUAGUAAGUGAUCCAAUUUGUCUAAGUUACUUUGUGCAAUACUUAGAUACAAGGCAUGCACUUCCUCCACUCAAGUUUUAUCUUGACACGGAGACUUUUAAAACUGUUGCACAAGCACACUUAGAGAGGGAACAACACAAUGAUGGGCAAGCACCAUUAGAAAGUGUAAAAGCAAAGCAUCGUUCUUCCGAGGUUAAAAUACAUGCCCAGAUAAACGGAAAUAGAAUGAAUGCCACAAAUUUGGAAGAGGACAAGGAUAAAGUACCUGAAUUAAAAAGUUAUUAUGAUUUAUCUAUGCGUCAGCCUCUUACAGAUGAUGAAAAGAGUCAAAUAUACGCCGAAACUAAUAAGCAAAUUCAUCAAUGUAAUGAGAAUACACGGAAUAAUAAUUUAAACAAAAGUAGCAAUAGUUACUCGGGUAGAAAAAGUGGCAUUGAAAGUAAUAAGCCCAGCAGGGCUGAAAAAUGUAUGAGUCCAGCUAGCGUUCAAGAUGCAAUAGCAAUAUACCAAAAAUACCUAAUUGCAGAUGCAAAUCAGUUUGUCUCUCUACCGGUCGAAAUUUUGUCGCAAAUAUCGUUGCACUUAUGUACACGAACUGAAACACAAGCAUGUUCACAAAAUUCAAAAGGAACAGAAGUUGCACCCACGCUCCCGUCAACAUGCUUUGAUGAAGCGCAACGUUAUGUUUUAGACCGGAUAGAACGAGAUUAUUUAAAUGACUUUUUACAGAGCCCUUUUUACAGCAAAUACUGUGUAGAAUUGAUAGAGAAUGGCCAACCAGACCUAUCAAUUUAUGAUAUUCUCUACAGUGAGGCCACACUCUUUUUCUUCAUGGAGUUUCUUGAGCAGCACGGCGGACGAGAAUGUCUCGACUUUUGGACAUCAGCCAUAAACUUUCGCAAAAGCUUCGAAGCUUCGGUAGAAGAUACAGAAAUUGAAAACGAUAAGUUGGAGUUGCGAAAAUCACUCGAAUCAGAAGCUCAAACUGAUGCAAUGAUCAUUUAUGAAAAAUUCUUCUCGCUCCAGUCUGAGGAUCGUUUUUGGUUAUCUGACCGACUUCGGUGCCGAGUUGAAGAACGUAUUUGUGCUAAAGGCCGUAUUGCAUACUGUUUUGAUUUGCCUUUGCAGUUAAUUGCAAAAUAUUUAGAGCGCAAAUAUUUCCAAGGUUUUCUGAAAUCACAGCUUUUUCAGAACUACUUAAAUGAGUUAAAGUUGAAAUUACGCGAUGCCAAUGACUUAGCAACGAGUGCGGAUUUUACAACAGAUGCAUCGUCUAGCGGUGUUUUUCGUAAAUCACUCCACCGCAAAACACUCUCUGAUUGCAGUGAAGGAAGUCGGCGCGAAGUUUUGAAACAAAACACCCUACUAGCGAUGGACGGUAACAAAAUGCCACAACCACGUACAAGAAAUAUCGCACAAUCGUCUGGGUCGGAUCUUCACAUUGACUCACGUCAACUAAUAAAUCCAAACUUAAUGUGGCAUCGGUCAUACUCAUCAGAUGGUGGAGCUCUUAAAUUUGGUCAUAUCAACGAAUUGGGUCGCUAUGAACGUGACUUCGAUGCAGUAGAUUCUGUGGGGAGUGAAAUAGCAAGCGGGGGCAAACACAAUUGGUCUUUAAAUCUUAGUGGCAACAAAAUCAAAAAUGCAAUGCGAAAACUUGUUAAUUUGCCUGAAGAUAAGGUUCAAGAAGAAAUUGCUUGGCAAGUAGCUGAAAUGAUCGUUAGAGAUGUGACAAAUGUAACGCUUAGAAGUGAUCAACUCCACUCUAACCCACAACUAAAAACACAAACAAAAACAACCGCCCCCGACUUUAAGAGUGAAGUUAUAAGGCCAUCUUAAUUACCUUCUUUUGGAAAUAUGAGUUCAGAACUUUAUAAUUUCUCAAUAAUAACUCUAAAUGUUUUUAUCCGCGUUAGCAUAUCGAAUGCAAGAAAAAUGACUUUUGCUUAAUAAUAUUAGCCAUCAUUUAGUUUUCUGUUGCAUUAAAAUAAAAUAUUUUGACAUAGAAGCUUGACAUUUGGAAUAUGAUUAAUGCAAAGCGUUCAGAUAGUUAAAAAUUGUAUAUUUAUUCAAAACUCGAAUUUUCAGUUGUUGAAACAAACUGCUCUCUAAUAUAAAUUUGUUUUAUUGUAAAUUCAAAAAUGUUUUCAGUUAAAUAUAUGUAUGAAUGUAUGUUCAUGCUAAGCCUAAAUGUGUAUACCUCAAGUAACUCUUAACGUCAUGCUCAAAUUUCACUCUUUAUACUCUUUUUUCUGAAAAUGCUAAGUUACAAAAGUAUAAAAUUAAAAGCAAAACAUUUAUUGCAUGAAAAA